Molecule: messenger RNA, 1035 nt
Organism: Ostrea edulis (European flat oyster)
Lineage: Eukaryota; Metazoa; Mollusca; Bivalvia; Ostreida; Ostreidae
Product: acetylcholine receptor subunit beta-type lev-1-like
Exons: 2
Coding region: 1-975 (324 amino acids)
Biological process (GO): chemical synaptic transmission; monoatomic ion transmembrane transport; regulation of membrane potential
Cellular component (GO): synapse; membrane; neuron projection
Molecular function (GO): neurotransmitter receptor activity; extracellular ligand-gated monoatomic ion channel activity; transmembrane signaling receptor activity
Source: RefSeq, a predicted model, not a curated record
AUGUUGCCCGUGAUCCUAAUUCUGAUGAUGUUGGUCAGUUCUUCGGUUAGAGCAACUCAUCUCUCAUACAGUAUCGAGGACUACACAACUUUGUCUGAAUCCCUCCUCGCCAAUUACUCCAACAAAAUCCGGCCAAUCCGUGACCUGGGACAAAGUCUACAAAUGGAGGCCAGUCUAUGGAUAAUCAGCAUCAAUGAAGUCAGUGACGCCGAGCAAAAGAUGAGCACCACUGGGUAUUUGUACGUCAAGUGGAAAGACGCGAUGAUAACAUGGGACAGCGCAACAACAGGAAUAUAUUGGAUUCAGUUCAAUCAGAAUGAUCUUUGGAUGCCAGACCUUGUGCUAAAGAAUGGAUUCACCGACUUUAAACCUCUGGGUGGAAAUUUUUAUUACGUCACUGUUGAAAACGACGGGACAGUACACUGGUAUCCAUACAUGGUCUUUGAAACAAAAUGUAAUAUGGAUGUUUCCUUCUAUCCGUUUGACAGGCAGACGUGUAAAAUCAUCUUCAAAACGUGGAGUUAUAGCCGAUGGGAAAUCAACCCCACAGUCUCAGCUGAUAAAGUCGGAUUUUACGAAUUUGUCCCAAAUAACGUAUGGGAAGUGACGUCAACAGAUGCAACAUAUGACGUGACAAGUAGUGCAACAGAUGUUGUUUUCAUAAUCAAUCUCCGACGGAAAUCCAUGUAUUACAUUUUAAACAUAUUCAUGCCAGUCAUUCUGUUGGGUAUUCUCAGUCCUGCUGUGUUUAUCAUCCCCACCGAUUCAGGAGAAAAAAUGGGUUAUGCUGUAACGAUGUUUCUCACCUUCGUCGUAUUUCUCACACUUGUCAGUGCAGAACUUCCGAUCAACUCGGACAACGUAUGUAACAUAGGCAUAUACCUUAUCAUUAAACUGAUCAUUGGUGUUAUAAUAAUUUACAUUACGUCAUUACAGCUUCGCCUACGUCACCGUAAGCCGAAUAUAGAUAGGUAAAUUAUUCCUUGCUCUGGUGAGGACAGAACGACGUUUACGAGGAUUUCUGGAUAAAGAGUC